ACAUUUCCCUUUUCUUCAUUUUUUCCUCUCAAAUGACAUCCUCCCUUCCCACUUGCUUGAACAUCUGUCCAUUGUUUAUAUGUUAGCCAUAAGAUCACACCCUCCAAGGCCCCUUUCAGCUUCUAUUGUCCCAGCAAAUUCAAACUUAAGAGUCAUUACUAAUGGAACUCCAACUCCAAAAACAUAGAAAAACUACAAAUUAAGAACAAAACGCUAAGAAAACAAAGUUAGAAGGCCAAGCUGUCUGUGCCUUCUUCCUUCUGCUAAUAUGGACGGAACGUACGGUCUGCACUCAACGGUGGCGGACUACUCAGACAAGGCGUUGAUGUCGCCGGAGGAUUUGAUUUUACAAUCGGAGUACCAGAGCUUGCUGUCUUCCGAAACUCUUCGGCUGCGGAUUCCGAUUCUUGGAUCCGAAGAGUUGCUUUCAGAGGCGGCUUCGAUCAGAACAGAAGAAGAUAUGUCCGCUUUGAUCAAAGCCAAAAUUGCCUCGCAUCCUUGCUAUCCUCGUUUACUCGAGGCUUAUAUCGAUUGCCAGAAGGUAGGGGCGCCUCCGGGGAUAGCGUGUUUCUUGGAUGAAAUCCGGCGAGAAAACGACCUUUUUAAGCAAGACGCUGUCUCCACGUACUGGGGAGCUGAUCCCGAGCUAGACGAAUUCAUGGAAACCUACUGUGAUUUGUUGGUGAAGUAUAAAUCUGAUCUUGAAAGGCCUUUUGAUGAAGCAACAACCUUCUUGAACAAGAUUGAAAUGCAGCUUCGUAAUCUCUGCACUGGUGCCUCCAUCAGAAGCAUCUCUGAUGAAGGUGCGCCAUCAUCAGAUGAGGAGUUAAGUGGAGGGGAGUUGGAUAUGCAUGAAGCUCAACCAAGUGGUGAAGACCGAGAGCUUAAAGAUAAACUUCUCCGCAGGUUUGGAAGUCAUAUUGGUACGCUGAAGCUGGAGUUCUCAAAGAAAAAAAAGAAAGGAAAGCUACCGAAGGAAGCUAGGCAAACCCUACUUGGAUGGUGGGAUGCUCACUAUAAAUGGCCAUAUCCAACUGAAGCUGAUAAGAUAGCAUUGGCCGAAUCGACGGGACUAGAUCAGAAGCAAAUUAAUAAUUGGUUUAUAAAUCAACGUAAGCGCCACUGGAAACCAUCUGAGAACCUGCAAUUUGCUGUUAUGGAUAAUCUUUCUGGGCAGUUCUUUACAGAAGACGACUGAUAUUCCUGUUGGCUUCAUGUACAUUAUGCAACGCAACAUUGCUGGCAUUGAAAAGUUCAUCUUUAGAAAUAAAAAAGAAAGGAAGAUUAACUGUAUUUUGCAUCAUGUAUAUUCGCAAUUAAUGCUUACAUAGUUUGAAUGAAUAAUCUACUCCUUAUUCUUGGCGUUA
Messenger RNA from Populus trichocarpa (black cottonwood), 1367 nucleotides. RefSeq names its product homeobox protein knotted-1-like 6. Gene Ontology annotation, cellular component: nucleus. The record is from RefSeq and is a predicted model, not a curated record. The transcript has 5 exons. Gene Ontology annotation, molecular function: DNA-binding transcription factor activity, RNA polymerase II-specific; DNA binding. Gene Ontology annotation, biological process: regulation of DNA-templated transcription. Bases 269 to 1198 code for a protein of 309 amino acids. NCBI's taxonomy places the organism in Eukaryota, Viridiplantae, Streptophyta, Magnoliopsida, Malpighiales, Salicaceae.